Fukomys damarensis (Damara mole-rat) is the source of this 1635-nucleotide messenger RNA. RefSeq lists its product as uncharacterized. The record is from RefSeq and is a predicted model, not a curated record. The coding region runs from base 1 to 1635 and encodes 544 amino acids. The transcript has 9 exons. NCBI's taxonomy places the organism in Eukaryota, Metazoa, Chordata, Mammalia, Rodentia, Bathyergidae.
AUGGUAAAUCUUAUGCAAGAAAGGGGUCAUAGCGUCUUCUUAUCAGAGGGGCAGGGUCUGCUAUGGACCCCUGCACAUGACCUCACUUCCUUGGCGACAGGUCCAAACAGAACUCGGAACCCUCGAGUUACCGGACACCACAGUCUCACGACGGCUGGCUCACAGUCACUUGGCUGGAGACAGCGAGCAGUGAACACGCUGUGCUGCCUGCCCAGGCCUCGAGGCCGCAGCCUCAGGACCCCUCGCAGGGAAAGCACUUGGGAACGAGUGAGAGGAUGGAUGACUAAGUCCAGGCGCAACAGGCCACUGGGCAGGAACCGCCCUGCCCUCGUGGACAGCACAGGGCAGGCCUCACCAGACCCGGCGACCGAUGACCUUGAGAUGAGAGCGAGCCCAGGCGAGGUGUCCCCGGGCCUGGCCAUCAGACGCGUAGAGCCACUGAGUCCAGGACAGGAACACUUAGGCCUGGCCGUCACUAUUGGAAAUCUGGAGGCCCAGAGCUUGGAUGAGGUCUGCAUGGUGAGGGCCGCAUGGGCAAGCAUGCCGUCCCCCCUGACGGAGGACUUCCUGGACAGCUACUCCAUUUAUGACAGCUCCUUCCCGGAGUCCGCUGAGUCUUGCAUUUCCUUCCUGUGGGAGGGGAUGCUGGGAAGCUCCGUGUCGUCUUCCCUUAACUCCUUAUUAGAGCUGCAUGACCAGGGGGAUUCAGCAGAUGAACUUCUCCUGGACCCACAGGAGCACGCUGAGCCCGGGGAGGCAGAGCCCCAGAGUGAGGAGGACUGGGCUGCGGGGCCAGCUCUAGCCCAACUUGAAGUCGCACCUGUAGAGUGUGUGCCAGCUCCACUUUUAGCUCCCUCAUCGGCUCUGACACCACAGCCAGAGCCAGCGCCAGGAGCCCCUUCUCCACCAGCUGCACAGCUGGGGGUCCCUACGGAUGCACGCCAGGCAUCAGUUCCUGAGCUCCAGCUGGGCCAAACUACUGCCCCACCCCUGCCAUUCCCGUCCAUUACUACUUACAGUCCCAGUGUGGCAGCUCUUAGUGGUAUAGCAAGAUUAGGCCAAGAAGAAUCAAGAACGUACCCGGGGGUUGGAGGUGGCUGCUCGCCCGAGGAGCAAGGACAUGGACGGUGCAGACCGGUUGUGGCCGCAUCGUUCCCCCUUUCAACAAUACAGAUAUUUGCUCUGAGCUACAGGUAUCAUCCUUCAGCUGUGUCAAAUCUCAUGAUGACAGUUUCUGAGGAAGCCCAGGAUUGGCCCACUUCUGUCUGCCUUUGUAUUGAAACCAGGGAGAAAGUGAUAGAAUUGAAGGAAACUGCUCCUGUACCACUGUGGAGGAAGGAAGGACAGGGCAAGAGAAGGCUGGUCUCUCCGGGGGUACAACCCUCUGGGCAGAGCUUCCCGGCAGGACCUCGGCGCACCCAGACAGGCUCCGCCCCGAACGCCUGGCUCUGCCCCCGGCGCGAGGCUCAGAAAGCCCGGAACUACAGUUCCCAGAAGACUGUGCGAGCCCAGGAGGGAAGCGGUGUCCGUUGCAGGAAAGGCACGCGAGGGGUCGGCGGCCGUGGGUGUCCGGGUUUCGAGUGGUGUGUCCCGAGGCCGCCGGGCGCUGUGCUCAGAGGACGCGGCCCUGUGUAG